Pediculus humanus corporis (human body louse) is the source of this 1674-nucleotide messenger RNA. Its product is annotated as inwardly rectifying k+ channel, putative. The record is from RefSeq and is a predicted model, not a curated record. Gene Ontology annotation, biological process: regulation of monoatomic ion transmembrane transport; potassium ion import across plasma membrane. The transcript has 7 exons. Gene Ontology annotation, molecular function: inward rectifier potassium channel activity. Bases 1 to 1674 code for a protein of 557 amino acids. Gene Ontology annotation, cellular component: plasma membrane. Lineage: Eukaryota; Metazoa; Arthropoda; Insecta; Psocodea; Pediculidae.
AUGAAAAAGUGUGAGGAAUCGAACGAAGAUGAAAAAUCAUCGUCGCAAGAGAAAUUAUGCUUAUUAAAUUCCGAUAAUGUUAACGAUACGACGGAUGAAGAAAUGUUAUUAAACAAUCGAAAUACAACCAAAAUAUUCGUUUCGAACGAAAUAAAAAAAAAAAAAAAAUUAUUAACUUGCGAUGAUUUUAAAACAAAAUCUUUUCACGGUUCUUGGCCUUUGGUUAAUUUAAAUCAACCGAUAAAUUAUGAUAAAGAUAAAUCAAACGUUUCCUCAGGUUAUCGCGGCGGAACAGAUUCAGACACGUUAAAUAAUUCAACAAAAUCUGCAAAAUCUUCAUUGGAAGAAGAUUAUAAAACUAUCGUUAAAUUAAUAUCGAAUUUACAAAAUUCGGCAAAAGCUUUAACGACAAAAUAUGAAAAAUUAAUAUCGAAUAAAAAUACAAAACAGUUAAAUUUUCGUUCACACGACGAUAUUAUAAAUGUAACUACGGAUUCGGCAUCCGAUGCCGUGGUCAAAACCAAAAAAGAUAAUAAAUUAUUUUUACGUACGGAUAUUAAAAUACCCGAUGAUCUUUUGUUAAAUUUUCGUAAUAAAAAUAAUGCAGAUUCCGUAUCGCGAGAUUCGUUACAAUUUUUUUUUGAAAACGAAAAACUUUUAUGUGGCAAAACAAACGGUUUGACAAAUUUAAAAUGGAACGAUGGCAUUUCGGUAACGUCACCUUGUUCUACAAACCCCGAAAGUUUUUUCGACAGAUCUGUUUUAAAAAAUGGCGAAUGUAACGUAUUGAAAAAAAGUAGCAAUUCGAAACGUCGCAUAAGGUAUUUACAAGACAUAUUUACAACGCUCGUGGAUGUUAAAUGGCGUUGGACUUUGUUUGUGUUUGCCCUAAGUUUUAUUUUAAGUUGGCUUUUUUAUGCUGUGAUUUAUUGGCUGAUAGCCUAUGCACAUGGUGACUUUGACCAUCUUGAUGAUGAAAAUUGGAAACCCUGCGUUGAUAAUUUAUUUGAUUUUACAUCCUGUUUUUUGUUUUCCGUUGAAACUCAACAUACAAUUGGUUACGGAGGUAGGGCAACAAGUGAGGAAUGUCCUGAGGCAAUAUUUGUAAUGUGUAUUCAAAGUAUCACCGGUGUCAUGAUUUCUGCAUUUUUGGCUGGUAUUUUUUUUGCCAAAAUGUCGAGACCGAAACAAAGAAGGCAAACUUUAUUAUUUAGCAGAAAAGCAGUUAUAUGUCAAAGAGAUUCUCAAUUAUGUUUAAUGUUUAGAGUUGGUGAUAUGAGAAAGUCUCACAUUAUUGGAACAAAUAUAAGAGCCCAUAUAUUCCGAACACGAACAACAAGAGAAGGAGAAGAAUUACCUCAGUACCAGUGUGAGCUUCAAGUGUCUGUAGAUGGCUCUAUUUUGGAAGGUACAGUUGAAUCCACAGGUCAAACAACUCAGGCUAGGACUUCAUAUCUCCCAAAUGAGAUAAAAUGGGGACACCGUUUUGAAGCUCUUUUAUCCUACAACUUGGAUAGGCAAUGCUAUGAAAUAGAUUACAAGAAAUUUAACAAUACUUCAAAAGUAGCUACGCCACUGUGUUCUGCAAAAGACUUAGAUGAGUUAUACAUGGUUCAAUCAGAAAUUAGUGAAAGCAAUAUAAUAUCAUCUGAUCAAGAAACCGAUAAUCGAUAG